CGUUUCUCGGGCCUAAGCUUAUUUUUUUGUUCUGCUUUAAUCCAUUCCGAGGAGGCGAGACAGGCGCUAGGGUAGUUUCGCUGCAGUACAACUGGUGAAAAAUCGGGGGAAUCACUCUUAGGCUGAAGUUUGGCGAUGGCGACGACACCUAAUUUAGAGUGCCGGAUGUACGAAGCUCGUUAUCCAGAAGUGGACAUGGCGGUGAUGAUUCAGGUGAAGAACAUUGCAGAUAUGGGGGCUUAUGUAUCGCUGCUGGAGUAUAACAACAUAGAGGGCAUGAUAUUGUUCUCGGAGCUGUCGCGGCGGCGCAUUCGGAGCGUGAGCAGCCUCAUAAAGGUUGGAAGGCAGGAGCCUGUCAUGGUGCUCCGUGUUGACAAGGAGAAGGGUUACAUCGAUCUUAGCAAGCGCCGUGUCUCGGAGGAAGAUAUUCAGGGCUGCGAAGAGAGGUACAAUAAGAGCAAGCUCGUGCAUUCCAUUAUGCGUCAUGUUGCAGAGACCUUGUCCCUCGACCUCGAGGAUUUAUACAUCCAUGUUGGUUGGCCCUUGUACAGAAAAUAUGGACAUGCAUUUGAGGCAUUUAAGGUGGUAGUGACAGAUCCAGAUUCAGUUUUGAAUUCCCUUACUAGGGAAAUCAAAGAGAUAGGACCUGAUGGACAAGAGGUCACAAAAGUGGUACCUGCUAUGACCGAUGAAGUAAAAGAAGCUCUGAUAAAAAAUAUUAGAAGGCGAAUGACACCACAGCCAUUAAAAAUUCGAGCAGACAUUGAGAUGAAGUGUUUCCAGUUUGAUGGCGUACUUCAUAUCAAGGAUGCAAUGCGACAAGCUGAAGCUGCUGGUAAUGAUGAUUGCCCUGUAAAGAUCAAAUUGGUUGCCCCUCCUCUAUAUGUUCUUACAACUCAAACUCUAGACAAGGAGCAAGGCAUAUCUGUACUCGAUGCAGCUAUUAAAGCUUGCACUAAAGAAAUUGAGAAGCACAAGGGAAAAUUAUCAGUCAAAGAAGCUCCUCGGGCGGUAAGUGAACGGGACGACAAACUUCUUGCAGAGGCUAUGGCCAAACUUAAUUCUGAGAACCAGGAAGUGGAUGGAGAUAAUGAGAGUGAAGAGGAGGAAGAUACUGGAAUGGGCGAGGUUGAUGUUGAGAAUCCUACUGGAAUAACUGAUUAGUACACUGGCAUUUCUAUGCUUAUAUUGCUCUAUCAAGAGUGUGUAAGCAUGGCUUUGAUUUGACCAUGUUGUGUAGUGCUCAACCAUUUCAUCUCCUGUCUUAUGGGUUUUAUUUUUGUAGUUUGGUUGGUAUAACUAUCUGAAAAAAUGAGCAAGGCCGGGGUCCCAUUAGGGGGCUUAAGCUUCUAUUUUUUAGGAAGAGGUGGUCCCAUGAAGAAUUUUUUUUGUGCUGUGGGAUUAUUUGGAAUCUUUUUCUAAAAAAUAGGAGCCCCUACUUUUUAGGCCUGUAAAUUUGAGCGGUUGAAAAUGGGGUGGGGCUAGAAAUUGCCCUACCAGCACUUAUCAAUGAUUUUUUUAAUUAGUUUUUAUUAUGCACAUAGCAUAGAAGACAAAGGUAUUAUAUUCA
Molecule: messenger RNA, 1570 nt
Organism: Cryptomeria japonica (Japanese cedar)
Lineage: Eukaryota; Viridiplantae; Streptophyta; Pinopsida; Cupressales; Cupressaceae
Product: eukaryotic translation initiation factor 2 subunit alpha homolog
Exons: 8
Coding region: 136-1164 (342 amino acids)
Cellular component (GO): multi-eIF complex; eukaryotic translation initiation factor 2B complex; eukaryotic translation initiation factor 2 complex
Molecular function (GO): translation initiation factor activity; RNA binding; ribosome binding
Source: RefSeq, a predicted model, not a curated record